This is a messenger RNA of Paramecium tetraurelia, 1572 nucleotides long. RefSeq lists its product as uncharacterized. The transcript has 4 exons. Gene Ontology annotation, molecular function: nuclear import signal receptor activity. The record is from RefSeq and is a predicted model, not a curated record. Lineage: Eukaryota; Ciliophora; Oligohymenophorea; Peniculida; Parameciidae. Gene Ontology annotation, biological process: protein import into nucleus.
AUGAAUUCGGAAUUGUAAAUGAAGAGAGAACAGUUUAUGGUUCAAAUCAGAAAGCAGGCUCGCGAGGAGAUUUUCUCUAAGAAAAGACAGACGAGCCUCGGGUAGGAGGGGGAAGUGGUGGAGCGGUGCAAUCCCGACGAGAUAAUCAAUUUCAUAUAUCAGACUUAUUUGGAGUAGGAUUUCAAACAUUUAGCUCGGUUGUUGAAACAAUACAAUUUGAAUUACUUGAAAUUGUUGGAGGAGUAGAACAUUAAUGAUCUGCCCAUUCUGAAUCAAUUCAUCACUCACUUUAGCACCAAUGGCAAUAGUUUAAAAUUAUUCUUUGAUAUAAUUCGAAUGAGUGGCAUUCCCUUAGAAAUCAAUCUGACAUCGGAUAGGUUGAUGUGCAUAAUCCAAGUGUUGGUAAUCUUGAUCAAUUUCACCUAUUUGGAGAGGAAGGAUAUUGUGGAGAAUCUCUUGCAAAACGAUUUGAUCACUCUCUUAUUGAAGGAUUUGAUGAGUAGAAUGGUAUCACCUGAUAAAGUUCAGAUUCACUUUGAUAGAUGGUGUGAGAUUCUUGAGAGUAUUUGCCUAAUUUUGAUAAACGUCUAAUUUGAAUUGGAUAAUCGAAAACUAUUGAUUUUUAGAGAGGAAACUCUCAGAUCUCAAUUAUUUAGAGUUUGGUCUAAAAUAUAUCCCAAAAACCCUAUAGCUAAAGCAUGGAGAGCCAUCCUGCUUUUGGAGUGCAAAUUACUGGAAUCCAACGAGAUUGAUCUCGCUGACAUUCCCCAUUACAACUUUAAUUGCAUCAUCUCGCAAUGCACCUAUUUGAUAGAUAAGGUGCAAAUAGAAGAUGACAAUCUCUGUAAGAGAGUGCUGGAGAUCUUGUAAAGGCUGUCUGAAUUCAAAGUCACCUCAGCCUUGACCUUGACCUUGACUAAAUUCGUUUGGGAGAAGAUUCUGAAGUUGAAUCUGUUCCCACACAAGGUCUUCUCAAUCUUCACAAACUUCCUUGCAGAAAAGGACAAUGAUCAUUACAUCCUUCAGUAUUUGAUCGACAUCGGCUUGAUUGAAUCCAUGAUCAAUUCGCUCAUGAGUCUUGCAGAUGCACCCUUAAUCGAAAUAAUCUAUAAGUGCUUCAACAACAUUCUCUACUAUCCUCACGCUUUCACCGUUGAAAAAGCAAUCUCAGUGUUUAUACCCUUCCUUCACAAUUACUUCAACCAAUCUUCAAUCCUCAAAUAGGAACUUUGCAUGGAAUACCUAUUCCUACUGUAAACCCUCGUAGUUCAUUAAUAAUUGUCAGACUACCACCUGAACGAGAUCUUCAUUAACCUUGACUGCUUGAAAUACAUUAGCCAGAUGUUGCUCAUGUGUACUUCCUUAACCAAAUAUAUCGCUGAGUUGUUCAUUACAUUCCCAAAACUACCAGAGGAAUUCAAAUCAAUUAUCUUAGAGAAGGUGGAUAAUUAUGACUUCGUGGAGAUUCUAAACAAUCAAGCUACGAUGAGCAAGGAUGAUGGAUGCAUCAAUUUAAUAUUGAACCUAAUACAAUUAUGGGAACAGAACGAAUAGGAAAUAGUUAUAGUCUGA